UUAUCACCGGGGGCAAUGCUGUCAUGUAAUGCGGUUCGGGAUUAGGACCGGAUGUUCGGGCGACUGGCGGAGACGAUCGGAGCCGGCGCAUCCGGGGCGGGACAUGCCGAUAGUCGCUGCUGCAGCUGCCAGCUGCCCUUUCGGACUCCAACCAUGCUGCUGGGCAAAGUGGCUCUGGUGACGGCCUCAAGCCAGGGAAUCGGGCUGGCGGUGGCCCGGCGCCUGGCGCAGGACGGUGCUCAUGUGAUGAUCAGCAGCCGCAAGGGCAAGAACGUGGAGGAGGCCGUGUCGCGGCUGCAGGCCGAGGGUCUGUCGUCCGUCUUGGGUACCGUCUGCCACGUCGGUAAGGGCGCCGACCGGGAGUCGCUGGUGGCCGAGACGGUCAGCCGGUUCGGGGGCGUCGACAUCCUGGUGUGCAUUGGCCGCACCUUGGACUGCCCGGAGAGUGCCUGGGACAAGAUCCUGGACAUCAAUGUUAAAUCGGCCGCCCUGCUGGCACAGCUGGUGGUGCCCCACAUGGAGAGGCGAGGAGGCGGCUCUAUCGUGCUGGUCAACUCCGUGGCCGGUUACCGGCCCUUCCCGAUGCUAGGCCCCUACUCAGUCAGCAAGACAGCUCUACUGGCCCUGACCAAGGUGCUGGCCACCGAACUGGCCCCACUCAACAUCAGGGUCAACGGCCUGGCUCCCGGCAUCAUCAAGACCCGCUUCAGCGCGACCCUGUGGGAGGACGAAGGCCCGCGGAAGACGGCCUUGGAGUUGAUUGACAUGCGGCGUCUGGGAGAGGCUGAACACUGCGCCGGGGCUGUCUCUUUCCUCUGCUCUCCUGAUGCCUCCUACAUCACGGGGGAGACCAUUAGCGUGAGCGGUGGUAUUCACUGUCGGCUCUGAGGUCGCUAACACUGCUCCCCCCAAAUGCUCGGACACCUCUCUUCCGAUCUUCCACUGCCGGGCCCCUGCACCACCCACACCACAGCGGGCCCCGAGUCGCUCUUCAGGAUUUGGUACCAUUUCACACACAGUCAAUGCUUCAAGAAGGAUUAGGCCACCAGGCCUCUUAAACCUCACCCUGUUAUGCAAGAAUUGAAAAUACACGUGGACUAAGAUGUUAACUGUCCUGUGCUAUCACCAGUGGGAUCUUCAGUUGAUCUGCCACCUGUCUGCAGGAGUUUCCGCCGGCUUGUGAUCAAGACUCCCUCGAGGUGGUGGGCCAGCAGUGCUAAAGCACCACCUCCCACUGGUGAGCUUAAAAACUUGGCAUCCUCCUCUAUCAGAGUUGUUGGUCACUUCCAUCCAACAGAUAGUCUACUCUUCAGGUGUCAGUGCAACUACUGAAGGGUUUGCAAAAGAUGGAUACACUGUCUGACUAUCAGCCCCUCUGAACGUACUUGGUCCACACCCAUGCUGAUCCUGUCUCUGCUUACUUAGUAAAAUGUCCAAUAUUUUCGCAGCUUUUUGUCUUUUGUGCUCCGGUUGUCUGCUUUAUUGGAUGCAGUCUUUCAUUGAUUCUAUUAUAUUUAUCGUAUUUCCUGACUAUGCCUAGCAAACAAAUCUCAUACUUGUACAUGAUGGCACAUAAGUACUUUGCUGAUAAAGUUACUUUGAAUUUGAAGACAAAAUCAAUGAAAAACAACACAUAAGACUGGGAAAGAAACAGAAGUCAACAACUUGCAAAUACAAAAGAAAAAAAACGUAACAAUAAUAACAAUAAGCAAUAGAUAAGUAGGUUGUAGAGUCCUUGAAGGUGAGUCCACAGGUUGUGGGAACAGUUCAGUAUUGGGGUGAGUGAAGUUAUACCGACUGGUUCAGGAGCCUGAUGGUUGAGGGAUUACUCUUCCUGAAUUUGCUAGUGUGGGCCCUAAGCCUCCUGUACCUUUUCCUGAUGCAAAAAAGAGAGUGUGGCCUAGAUGGUGGUGGUCCUUGAUGAUGGAUGUGUUGGCUCUCAGCUUUUGAUUCUACCCACCUGGGCAAGUGAAGCUGUCACCUGAUCAGUGGGCGUAUUUAUCGUGUUCCAGCUCGGCCUUUGGCACGGGUGGAGAUGAGGCCAUGUGAAGUGCUGAUUCGUUGACGGAAUAUUCUGUAGAUACUGGAAAUCCAGAGAACAAACACAAAAUGCUGGAGGAACUCAGCAAGUCAGUCGCCAUCCAUGUAGAUGAAGGGUCCCCACCCAAAAUGGCGACUGUUUACAGCUCCAUAGAUGCUGCCUGACUUACUGAGGUCCACCAGCUCCAACAUUUUGUCCGUGCUCUAUGUGAAACGGUGCAAGUCUGGACUGGGAAUCUGAUGUGUAAUUGGUGGUGGUCUGUUCAUACGAUGUGGUCAACAGCUGCAGUAGUCCGACUUCAGGACAGUGCGGGACGCUUUGUCCUUGCUGCCUCUGUAUUGGGAUUUGGCAGGGCAUGCAAUAUGGUCAGAAACUUUUUCGGUGGGGGCAGGGUAGUCCUAAUUCCCGCUUUACCAAUUGUGCAAAUGUUGGUUGGACGCUGUUACAGUUCAGGAUCGGGAAGACAUGCAAUUAGAUUAUGGAAAGCAGGGGCUAGAGGAAACAUAGAAAAUAGGUGCAGGAGUAUGCCAUUUGGCCCUUCGAGCCUGCACCGCCAUUCAGUAUGAUCAUGGCUGAUCAUCCAACUCAGAACCCUGCACCAGCCUCCCCUCCAUACCCCCUGAUCCCCGUAGCCACAAGGGCCAUAUCUAACUCUCUCUUAAAUAUAGCCAAUGAACUGGCCUCAACUGUUUCCUGCGGCAGAGAAUUCCACAGAUUCACCACUCUCUGUGUGAAGAAGUUUUUCCUAAUCUCAGUCCUAAAAGGCUUCCCCUUUAUCCUCAAACUGUGACCCCUCGUUCUGGACUUCCCCAACAUCGGGAACAAUCUUCCUGCAUCUAGCCUGUCCAAUCCCUUUAGGAUUUUAUACGUUUCAAUAAGAUCCCCCCUCAAUCUUCUAAAUUCCAACGAGUAUAAGCCUAGUUCAUCCAGUCUUUCAUCAUAUGCCAUCCCAGGAAUCAAUCUGGUGAACCUUCUUUCUACUCCCUCUAUGGCAAGAAUGUCUUUCCUCAGAUUAGGGGACCAAAACUGCACACAAUACUCCAGGUGUGGUCUCACCAAGGCCUUGUAUAACUGCAGUAGUACCUCCCUGCUCCUGUACUCGAAUCCUCUCGCUAUAAAUGCCAGCAUACCAUUCGCCUUUUUCACUGCCUGCUGUACCUGCAUGCCCACUUUCAAUGACUGGUGUAUAAUGACACCCAGGUCUCGUUGCACCUCCCCUUUUCCUAAUCGGCCACCAUUCAGAUAAUAAUCUAUUUUCCUGUUUUUGCCACCAAAGUGGAUAACUUCACAUUUAUCCACAUUAAAUUGCAUCUGCCAUGAAUUUGCCCACUCACCUAACCUAUCCAAGUCACCCUGCAUCCUCUUAGCAUCCUCCUCACAGCUAACACUGCCACCCAGUUUCGUGUCAUCUGCAAACUUGGAGAUGCUGCAUUUAAUUCUCUCAUCCAAAUCAUUAAUAUAUAUUGUAAACAACUGGGGUCCCAGCACUGAGCCUUGCGGUACCCCACUAGUCACUGCCUGCCAUUCUGAAAAGGCUAUAUAAUUUUUUUCUGAGUUUUUUAUCUGGAGAGUAUGCAGGUGAGUGUCAGUCAGGUAUAUGAGAUAGAGAAUGGGACCCAACAAGGCAGUAUUUGUAGCCCUUUGUUUAAUAGUAUGAUUAAUAAUAUUUUCUCUGAGAUGGGUCAAUCAUUUUUUGCAGAUGAUGGAGCUUUAUGGAUUAGAGGUAGAAAUUUCAAUUUAACUCUAUAUAGGAUGCAAUUAGUGAUUAAUGAGGUCAAAACAUUGGGCAAAUAGAUCAGGAUUUAAGCUUCCAGUGGCUAAAAUGCGAAUUAUGUGUGAUACAAUGAGGGUCAUAGCCCUGCAUUUAAUAUGAAAUUAUACAGUCAAACUCGCGAAGAAGUGUCCGUGGUAAGAUUUCUUAGCAUGUGGAUGAGUAAUCUGACAUGGAAGCCCCAUACCAGUAAAAUAAUUGAUAAAUUAUUAAAUAUA
Molecule: messenger RNA, 4030 nt
Organism: Mobula hypostoma (lesser devil ray)
Lineage: Eukaryota; Metazoa; Chordata; Chondrichthyes; Myliobatiformes; Myliobatidae
Gene: dhrs4
Product: dehydrogenase/reductase (SDR family) member 4
Molecular function (GO): carbonyl reductase (NADPH) activity
Source: RefSeq, a predicted model, not a curated record